Messenger RNA from Coregonus clupeaformis (lake whitefish), 2534 nucleotides. Its product is annotated as homeobox protein Hox-C5a-like. Gene Ontology annotation, biological process: regulation of transcription by RNA polymerase II; anterior/posterior pattern specification. Gene Ontology annotation, molecular function: RNA polymerase II cis-regulatory region sequence-specific DNA binding; DNA-binding transcription factor activity, RNA polymerase II-specific. The transcript is spliced from 2 exons. The coding region runs from base 175 to 897 and encodes 240 amino acids. The record is from RefSeq and is a predicted model, not a curated record. Gene Ontology annotation, cellular component: nucleus. Lineage: Eukaryota; Metazoa; Chordata; Actinopteri; Salmoniformes; Salmonidae.
ACCCCAUGAACUUCAAAAGAGCUACAAAUCAAACGCUAACGCAAUAACAAUACCACACCAUUAUAACUGCUAUCUGUACAUAUUUUACAAUUAUCGUGUUACAUCAAAACUUUAAUGCAAUAAUUUAGUCCGUAUAAAUGCUUCCAUUUCGUUUCCUUAGCGUUUUCUCUUGAAAUGAGCUCUUACGUAGCCAACUCGUUGUUUAAGCAAACUCACGAUGAGUCAGCCUUCGCUUUGCACAACCAUGGCUACCGAUCUAAACCCGAACUCAACGUGUCCGGCUACAGUGGUUAUGGAGGGCAUGAUCACCGCGGGUCAUUUGCGUCCCCACCGUCCUCGAGCUCCAUUGGCAUGGGAGAGAUGAACGCUGUGCUGCGUGGCAAUCCUGGUGACCUUACACCACGGCCAGAGUCUUCUACAGAAGACGCUACCCAGAGACGCAUCAUGAACGAGCAGACAAGCGGCCAGGGAUCUCUAAAUCUCGGACUGUAUCGUCGAAAACCCGUGAUGGACUCAGAUUUGUGCGAAAUGCCCAUCCGCAAGACACAAACAGGAGAGAUCAAAGUCGGAACUUUGCAACCCGUGCAGCCAGUAAGACAAGCAAACCAUUCGACUCAGCCACAAACCAGCGAACAGCAACCACAAAUAUAUCCCUGGAUGACUAAACUACACAUGGGUCACGAGGCUGACGGCAAAAGGUCAAGGACGAGUUACACACGCUACCAAACUCUGGAGUUGGAGAAAGAGUUCCAUUUCAACCGGUAUCUGACGCGUCGUAGGCGCAUCGAGAUCGCCCAUACGCUAUGUCUGAAUGAGAGGCAAAUCAAAAUCUGGUUCCAGAACCGCCGAAUGAAGUGGAAGAAGGACUCAAAGCUUAAAAUUAAAGAGUCCAUCUAAAACAGGGGGCCAUUUUCAAACGUUAUCAACGUUUCUGUUUGAGAUGACAUUCAAAGACUCAUCACCACCCAUGUUUCCAAACAGUGACUUUUCAGUGUGAUAAUAAUGAACAUUCUUCAAUUAUGGAUCUGAUUAUGUAAUAUAUCUGUCAUUUUGUUUGAAUAUUGUACUGUUUUAUUUUAUAUCUUGUAAUAUGAACUUGUGCAGCAAAGUCUUAUAGAACUUGUGAGAAUGUAAACGCUUGAAAUAGAUUAAGUAUAGAAAAUGCUACUUUAAUAAUUUUAACGUUUCAUCCCUUCCCUUCUUUUUCCUUAAAUUAUUUUAAAGUUGAAAGUUAUUGAUAUUAUCGUAUUACUACUGUACUAUCACCAUUGUUUUCUUCGUGUGAGUUUCCUAUUAAUUUAUUUAAAAAACAACCAUGAAAGGUAAAUUCCUUGUAGGUUAGCCUACUCUUCAAACUCCUUGUGUAUUUCUGUUUCUUUUUUUAACAGGCCCGUUUAAACAACCAGGGAUAUUAAGAUGUAACAGACACAUUUUAGUAAAUUGCGGGGGCUAUAUCAUUCUCAGUGAUGAUAUUGUAUUUGAAAUAUUCCACAUAAAAUUGUUGAUUUUGGCAACAGUGUCGUGAGAACAGUGAGAUACUCAUACAAUCUAAAUAGUUUCGAUAAAACAUUAAACCUUAUUAUACAUUUCGUAGUUAACAUCUAUAUUGUGAAUGGUUUCCUCAUAUGAAGGGUCUAUUGUAUUACAUAACUUGCCAGUAGGCAGGAGAAACAUAUUUGGGGGAUUUUGGGUUGAUUGUUGACUAAGAUCGGACUCAAUGUGCCAAGUAUGAUAAUGGGAUUCGUUUUUUUAACCUCAGCAUUACAUUUGUGACAAAUCAUUAUUAACAAUUUAGAAUAUUGUGUAAAACACGAAAAAUGCAUGUAAUAGCGGAUUUCUGCUGAGAAUUGGGCAAUACAUAUCCUAAAUUUCCUGCAAAUGUCCCAUUAUUUGGGAACAUAGAAAAAUAAAAAGACAACCUGUAGCCUAUAACUUAUGUAAUGUGUAAAUGAUGUUCAAUUCAAUAAUUAUUCAUUAUCAAUAUAUACAUUUGCCCAAUGUUUUAAAAUGAAGAACACAGAACAGGUAGCCUCUCCAACUAAGGUGAGAUUUUGAGUUCACAUAUAUGUUGUCAUGAGGCAGGAAGGAGGCUCCUCCACAAUGAGUAGCUAACAAUUAAACAAUUUCCUUCUCACCCUCGUUUCCAGCGGCUGCCACAAAACAGUGUCAUAACAACCUUUUCUCAUAUUCUGCAUGGUUAUAAUUGCUCACAAAUAAAACUUUGAAGGCCUUGUAGGUAAAAUGAUUUCACAUAUUACAGUUCACAUUUUCUUGACAAAGUCCUGUUUCACUUUGUGGAAAUAAUAAUCUAUUAAGUGGUAGAAUGGAGGAUGAUCCUCUGGAACGAAAUGCACUUAUUAUUUAAUGGCCUAUUCAUUCAUCUAGAACAGUUAGCAUCAUGGUAUAGCCUAGAUUUAAAAUUGCUCACAUUGAUUAGAUAGCUGAAGUUUUGUCUUUGAAGUGGACUGAACUCUUCAGAAGAAAGGCUUUCGUGAAUGUUUGUGUUUUAAAGAAUGAAAUAAAGAUGGCUGAAU